CCCGAAUGAGGUUCCUGCUCUAUCCCAUUGAAACCGUAAAACCCCAAACUUUCCUCUGUAUCACAGAAACCCUCCCUUCUGUAUCCCCAUACUUCAUAUUUUCCAGUAAUUGAAAAACUCUUUCCUUUGAAACUGAUAUUCCAAAUGAUUCUUCCGAUAAAUCCAGCAAAUAAAUUAUCCUUUAAACGCUGCAUUAAAGAUGGAGAUUUGGUAAUUGUAUACGAAAGACAUGAUACAAUGAAAGCAGUAAAAGUCAGUGAGGAUGGUGUUCUACAGAAUCGUUUUGGUGCAUUUAAGCAUUCGGAAUGGAUAGGAAAACCAUUUGGAUCUAAAGUUUUAAGUAACAAAGGAAGUUUUGUUUACUUGUUAGCUCCAACUGCAGAGUUGUGGACAUUGGUUUUAAGUCACAGAACUCAGAUUCUUUAUAUAGCUGAUAUUAGUUUUGUUGUUAUGUAUUUGGAGAUUGUUCCUGGUUGUUUGGUGCUUGAAUCUGGGACUGGUAGUGGAUCUUUGACUACUUCACUUGCUAGGGCUGUGGCUCCCACUGGUCAUGUUUAUACCUUUGAUUUCCAUGAACAGAGAGCUGCUUCAGCUAGGUAAGGUUCUUAAUAUCAUGUUUAU
This is a messenger RNA of Nicotiana tabacum (common tobacco), 621 nucleotides long. NCBI's taxonomy places the organism in Eukaryota, Viridiplantae, Streptophyta, Magnoliopsida, Solanales, Solanaceae. The record is from RefSeq and is a predicted model, not a curated record.